GAAUGUUCUAGAUCUGCCUUCUCGAUUCCCUCUAUAAAAAUAUUCUCUUUCCCCCUCAUUUUCAUUCAAUUCAAAAUUUUCUCUCUUCCUAUUCUUCUUCUUUAGAUUCUUUUAAGUUUCUCUGGGUUCUCCUGGUCAAAAAAGAGGGGAAAAGACAACAAGAAAACUUCGUUUUUCCUAGUUAAUAUGGCGGAAGCUCCUACCCAGACCCAACAACCUCGUCCUGUAGUCUACGUAGUUUUCCAGAUCGGCGGCUUUGGAGCCGUCGCAGAUAAUAAGCCUGGUCCGGCGCCGGCUUCUAAAGCUUCCAUAGAAGCAAUGCCAAGGACAAAAGUGGAAGAGAGUGGCAAAGAUUGUUGUAUUUGCUUGGAAGAGUUUGAAGUUGAAGAAGAGGCAAGGGAGAUGCCAUGUAAGCAUGUGUUUCAUUCGGGUUGUAUUGAGAAGUGGUUGUUGAUCCAUGGGCUAUGCCCGGUUUGUCGCUUCAUGAUGCCGCCUGAGACGGCUGAAAUAGAAGGUGGUGAGAGUGAUGGUGGCCGGCGAAGAAUGGAGGGUGGAGAGAUCAAUGGUUUGGAAUUUUUACAAUCGGUUUUUGCAUUUGCUAGCUUGGCUAGCAUGAUGGGUAUGAUGGGUUCGGGUCGGGCUUUCCGUCAACCUGAUUCGGGUCGAGUUGAUGAUGAUACGCCUUCCAAUCAAAACUCAGAUUGCAAUUGACACAAUUUUUUUUUUCUGAAUUGUAACUAAAGAAAUAUUAUUUGUUUUUGACCAACUAAAUUGUAAAUAAGUAAAAAAAUAAGUUGAUUCAUUAAUUUAUUAAGUUUGCUUUUUUCAAUUUGUAUAAAAAUACAUAAUUCGUAAUUAAA
Messenger RNA from Gossypium arboreum, 860 nucleotides. RefSeq names its product RING-H2 finger protein ATL40-like. Bases 187 to 711 code for a protein of 174 amino acids. Lineage: Eukaryota; Viridiplantae; Streptophyta; Magnoliopsida; Malvales; Malvaceae. The record is from RefSeq and is a predicted model, not a curated record. The transcript has a single exon.